This is a messenger RNA of Ailuropoda melanoleuca (giant panda), 333 nucleotides long. RefSeq names its product 60S ribosomal protein L35a-like. Bases 1 to 333 code for a protein of 110 amino acids. Gene Ontology annotation, molecular function: structural constituent of ribosome. The transcript has a single exon. Gene Ontology annotation, cellular component: ribosome. The record is from RefSeq and is a predicted model, not a curated record. NCBI's taxonomy places the organism in Eukaryota, Metazoa, Chordata, Mammalia, Carnivora, Ursidae. Gene Ontology annotation, biological process: translation.
AUGUCUGGAAGGCUGUGGUCCAAGGCCAUUUUUGCUAGCUAUAAGCAGGAUGUCUGGAACCAGAGGGAGCAGACAGCUUUUCUUAAGACUGAAGGGGUUUAUGCUCUAGAUGAAACUGAAUUCUAUCUAGACAAGAGAUGUGCUUAUGUGUAUGAAGUAAAGAACCACACAGUGACUCCUGGUGGCAAACGGAACAAAGCUAGAGUAAAUGGGGGAAAAGGAACUCUUGCUCAUGGAAAUAGUGGCACAGUUCAUGUCGAAUUCCAAAGAAACCUUCCAGCUAAAGCCAUUAGCCACAGAAUCUAUGUGAUGCUGUACCCCUCAAGGAUUUAA